Molecule: messenger RNA, 2046 nt
Organism: Aspergillus chevalieri
Lineage: Eukaryota; Fungi; Ascomycota; Eurotiomycetes; Eurotiales; Aspergillaceae
Exons: 5
Coding region: 1-2046 (681 amino acids)
Biological process (GO): positive regulation of transcription by RNA polymerase II
Cellular component (GO): nucleus
Molecular function (GO): DNA-binding transcription factor activity, RNA polymerase II-specific; zinc ion binding; transcription cis-regulatory region binding
Source: RefSeq, a predicted model, not a curated record
AUGUCAUCCCACGCCUCACACUCUACUUCCCAACUCGGAAAGAGAACCAAUUCGUUGGCCUUUGCCGCCAUGGACUGCCACACUUGCGCCUCUAACGGCCACAAAUGCGAUCGCCAGCGUCCGCAAUGCACAACUUGUCUGGACCAAGGCCAGAAAUGUGGUGGCUUUGCAAUGCCUUUAUCCUGGGACGAGAGACGCACAUGGCUAGGCCAGACAUCCCGAAAUAAGUCAUUAAGGACUGCUCCAGAGGAGGGAGAUGAUGUGCAGAGGUCCUCCGUUUCCCAACAUGGAGAUACUACAUCACCUAAUAGCAAUCCCCGGAAUUUUAGGUUUGUGCUGAAUGGCAAUAAGACGCGAAAGAGACGGAAGGUUGUCCAAUCACGCAAGGAAAACACGCCCGGGCCUGUGACGGCGGCGGAAGCAGUUACGGAAGACUGCCUACCAGCGCUGGAUGGGACUAAUCUAGACAAUAUUUUCCUCCGGGGACAGCAGGCUGAUCCAUUUCCUGAACUGGCAUCUCUUGCUGCUUCCGAGCAAUGGCUUGAUGAUCCUGGCAACGCGCUUUUCUUGAAUGACACUUUUGAUCUGUCAUCUUCGCUCGACUACUUUGCGACCUUGUUGCCGCCGGAGCUCUCCGCCCCAUCAGUCCACAACCCCAUAACGAUGGACCGUGACCCCGCAGAAUCGCUAACCGGCCCGGGAGGACUACCAGCGGACGCUUUUCCGGAGGCCCUAGCAUCUCUUGUACACCAGGGCGAAGCUUCUGUUGAGGGAGGGGGUGUAUUGACGACUCAGCGUUCUCCAGUGGCAUCUGGGAGUGGAGCUAGGCUGGUGCCAAGUGCCCCGGUGGGGAGCCAGAGUGACGCUUUAUUGCAAAUGUAUGACUCCGAAUUCUGCGUCCUCCCUAUAACCUCGGAUACUGAGUUGAACCCAUUCCGCUUUCGCCAACCAUUGUCCCAGGCACCUCGGGUCUUGUUCCAUUCUAUCUUUGCCCUAUGCUGCCGGCACCUCAGUCAGCUUACCGGGUCCUGGUCAUCAGAAGAGCGGGAACAUCGCAGCCAAGCUUCGAAACUAUUAGAGUCUGCUUUGAAAAUCGACCAGCUUGCGAGGAGAGGAUUGACUUUGUUAGAUCCGAUCUUAAUCCUCUUCACGCUUGAUUGCACCAUCUCCGCGUCUGGUCGAUGGUCGACUCAUUUGAGCCGCGUGCGGUCCAUCCUUGAAACAUGUGGUGGUGCUACCGCUUUGAACAAUGCUCGCCUUCGGUCACAAGUAGCUAUGAUGCUCUGGUGGGAUGCAACCCUAGCCUUAGUAUCUCGUCAAGGGACCGUGUUCUCGCAACAAUAUCUAGACCACGUUGCAAGAGAAGAGAAAAAUGAUAGAUGGUCAUUUUACGACCUGACAGGAUGUCCAAGCGAUCUAGUUAUCUACAUUUUCAAACUCGCCCAAUUGGCGCAGCAGAGCGAAAUCGCAUCCUCCAUGACAUGGCUGACCUUUGACCUUAAUCCAGUCGUUCAGAUAGAAUCCCAGCUUCGAGCAUGGAAACAUUUCUCCUUCACAGCUCCCGAGUACAGUGCCACCGAUGACAGCUAUGAUGAUAGCGACAAAAGUGAGCGAGAUGGCGAAUCGGCCUUUCACGCCCGCCAGGAUCGUCAUCACGUCGCAGAAGCCUGGCGCCACGCAUUACUACUAUAUAUCGAACGGAUAUUUAGAUGGGACCGGUCCCAGAAAAGGCCUCGCUCAAUUAAACAACUUGCGAGACUCACAUUGAACCAUGUUCGGUGUUGUCGACGGACGUCACAAAUGCAAAAACAACUAUUGCUGCCCGUCUUCCUCGCAGGGAGCGAGACAGGAGAUGAGGAUAUGCAAGACCUGGUCCGAGGAUAUUGCCACUGGUGGGGCAAGCGUAGUCGAUUUAAUAUGUUUCACUCGGUACCGGCAUUGCUUGAGGAUAUUUGGGGAGGAGGUAAGUGGUGGGGCUUAGUUGUGGAUGAGAAGACAAAGGGUGCUAUAGGGGAGAAUGUGAGCAUGCAAUUUUUAUUUGGCUAG